GCAACCACCCCCAAAUCGAUUUGGUCCAGACACCACCGAGCCCCCAACCACAGACCGAAACCAAACCCUAGGCGGCGGCGGCGGAGGCGGAGGAGAUGGCGGCGGCGAGCCUGAGGAAGGGGAACGCGAGGCUGCCGCCGGAGGUGAACAGGGCGCUGUUCGUGCGGAACCUGCCGUUCAACAUCUCGAGCGAGGAGAUGUACGACAUCUUCGGCAAGUACGGGGCGAUCCGGCAGAUCCGGCUGGGCAACGCCAAGGACACGCGGGGGACGGCGUACGUGGUGUACGAGGACAUCUACGACGCCAAGAACGCCGUCGACCACCUCUCGGGCUUCAACGUCGCCAACCGCUACCUCAUCGUGCUCUACUCGCAGCUCAACAGGAUGUCCAAGAAGACGGACAUCAAGAAGAAGGAGGACGAGAUCACCAGGCUCCAGGAGAAGUACGGCGUCGGAUCCAAGACCCCCUCCGCCAACGACGCCUGAUCCUGCGCGUGUUUGUUUAUUUAGUUAGAAAUCGUCGAGGGAAACUGUUGAGUCGGAUAUCGGUCCUGUAAUCUGUGCUUGCCGCGGUAUGUUUGUGUUUGCGGUGGUUCCAUAUCGAUAUGAUGAACAUGACUCGUUGAUUCAUAGCAUCUGCUUGGGUUGUCCUGUGCUUUGAUGUAACUUGAAUUUGAUACUUUGAUUAGUAGGUAUAUUUAUGCUGUGGAUGUCAAUGAUCUGUUAAACGGGGGUGUUCGCUUGAAA
Molecule: messenger RNA, 746 nt
Organism: Triticum dicoccoides
Lineage: Eukaryota; Viridiplantae; Streptophyta; Magnoliopsida; Poales; Poaceae
Product: splicing factor 3B subunit 6-like protein
Exons: 1
Coding region: 96-485 (129 amino acids)
Cellular component (GO): nucleus; cytoplasm
Molecular function (GO): mRNA binding
Source: RefSeq, a predicted model, not a curated record